Messenger RNA from Raphanus sativus (radish), 1044 nucleotides. Its product is annotated as putative homeobox-leucine zipper protein ATHB-51. Gene Ontology annotation, biological process: positive regulation of DNA-templated transcription. The transcript is spliced from 3 exons. NCBI's taxonomy places the organism in Eukaryota, Viridiplantae, Streptophyta, Magnoliopsida, Brassicales, Brassicaceae. The coding region runs from base 183 to 875 and encodes 230 amino acids. Gene Ontology annotation, cellular component: nucleus. The record is from RefSeq and is a predicted model, not a curated record. Gene Ontology annotation, molecular function: DNA-binding transcription factor activity, RNA polymerase II-specific; sequence-specific DNA binding.
AUGCUCUCAUAGUCUCACAGUUUGUUGCUCUUCCAAAAGAAAGUGUGGUCCAUCAUGCCCUAGUUUUCUUUUCUUUAGCUUCUUCAUCGUAUUAGAUCCUAUAACUUUCCUGCUUUUUAGUCAUUUCUCAUAUCUUCUUAUAUAUAUUAAGAUUCACAAGAACUGAGAAGAAAUUAAAAGAAAUGGAAUGGACAACGACAAGAAACGUAGAAGACGUGAGAAUUGCUUUCAUGACGCCGCCAUGGCCGGAGUCGAGUUCCUUCAACUCGCUCCAUAGCUCCAGUUAUGAUCCUUAUGCAGGAAGUUCAUACGCACCGGCAGAUACGCAACUCGGGCCGGUCACCUCUGUACCGGAAUCAGAAAAGAUAAUCAGUGCGUACCAGUUUUCGAGCAACAACAACGAGAUGAUAAAGAAGAAGAGACUAACGAGUGGACAAUUAGCUUCACUUGAACGGAGUUUUCAAGAAGAGAUCAAACUAGAUUCAGACAGGAAGCUGAAGCUGUCGAGAGAGCUUGGUUUGCAGCCACGUCAGAUAGCAGUUUGGUUCCAGAACCGCCGUGCAAGAUGGAAGGCGAAGCAGCUCGAGCAGCUAUACGAUUCGCUUAGGCAAGAGUACGACGUUGUUUCUAGAGAGAAGCAGAUGCUGCACGAGGAGGUUAGGAAGCUAAGAGCUCUGCUAAGAGACCAUGGAUUGAUCAAGAAACAGAUCCCCGGUGGGGAAAACACGACGGAGAUUCCAUCGGUGGUGAUAGCUCAUCCAGGAGCAGAAAAUUUAAACAACAAUCAAAUCAGUGGAGAAAAUCAAAUUUACGGUAUUGAUCAAUACAACAACCCGAUGCUCAUCGUUUCCUCUUGCUGGCCCCCUUUCCCUUAAUCACUGUUGCUUAUCUUAGACAGAGCUUCAGAUUGGGCAGGGACAUUAAAGUGGUGUUACACUAAGACAAGCUUUAUUUUUGUAUUAUUGCACUUUCUUAAAACAUAAAUGGAACGUUCCUGUGUCACAAGCCAAAAGGAUAAUCAUUCCACAGUAGUUAUUGACUUAU